AUGAACUCUCAGGAACAGUUUGUCAUUGGCUUUGAUUUUGGCUCCGACUCGGCGCGGGCCGUUCUGGUUCGCGCCAGCGACGGCAAAGAGGUUGCGGUGGCUGUGGAGCCGUAUCACCGGUGGAGCGAAGGUAAGUACUGUGACCCACCACGGAGCCAAUAUCGUCAGCAUCCCUUGGACUAUAUAGAAGCCCUUGAAAUUAUUGUUUGUCAGGUGCUGGACCAAGGACCUCCUGGUGUAAGAGAUCAUGUCGUGGGAAUGGCAUUUACCACCACAGGCAGUACACCAUGUUUUGUGGAUGAAAAGGGUGUUCCACUGGCCCUUCAACAAACUUUUUCAGAGAAUCCCAACGCCAUGUUUAUCCUUUGGAAGGAUCAUACUUCGGUAAAAGAGGCAAGGGACAUAAAUGAGUUGAGCAAAAAAUCUCCUGUGGACUACACAAUGUAUUCGGGGGGUAUUUACUCCUCGGAGUGGUUCUGGUCGAAGGCUUUACAUGUGCUUCAUCAUGACGACCUUGUUCGGGAAAAAGGCUACGCCUUGUUGGAGCUAUGUGAAUGGCUUCCUGCGCUCGUAACAGGAAUUUCAUCUUAUGCGCAAGUAGCACGAAGUCGGUGUGCAUGUGGCCAUAAAGCAAUGUGGAAUGAAGAGUGGGGUGGAUUUCCCCCUUGUGAGUUCUUUACGCAACUGCAUCCGGCCUUGGCUGCCAUCCGUUCCAGAAUGGCAUUUAAUACUUUUACUGCUGAAAAAGCUGUUGGCCAUCUUUCUUCGAAGUGGGCUAAACGUUUGGGACUGAAGGAGACAGUCGUUGUUGCUGGUGGCGCGAUUGAUUGCCACAUGGGUGCCGUCGGUGCUGGGAUUGGUGAGUACACAUUUGUUCGAGUUAUGGGCACUUCCACGUGUGAUGUGAUGGUGUCGUCUCGCGAGGAUAUUCAUCACCGGCGGAUCAAUGGUAUUUGCGGGCAGGUUGAUGGAUCUGUUAUUCCCGGCAUGAUUGGUUUGGAGGCGGGGCAGUCGGCUUACGGGGAUGUUUUUGCCUGGUUUGUCUCGCUGCUCUCUUUUCCACUAAAAACGGUGAUUCAAAAUUCCACGUUAAUUUCUGAACGCGCGAAAACGCAAAUUUGGAAGGAGUAUGAGCGUAACAUUUUUUGCAUACUAAAUAAAAAGGCGGGGGAAAUGCAACCGGGUGUGGGAAAUGUGAUUGCGGUGGACUGGCUUAAUGGCAGGAGAACCCCAGACGCCAAUCUCUUUCUCAAAGGAACUAUCAGUGGUCUCACCCUCGGGACGGAUGCGCCCGGCAUUUUUCGUGCCCUUGUGGAGGCAACGGCAUACGGUUCACGGGCCAUAGUUGAGCGGUUUAAAGAAGAGGGUGUGCGCAUUGAUCGUGUGAUUGCAGUUGGGGGUAUAGCAAAGAAAUCACCUUUGGUGAUGCAAGUUUUAAGUGACGUUCUCAACGUUCCCAUACGUGUGUGUCGCACCGGGCAAGUAUGUGCUUUGGGUGCAGCAAUGUUUGCUGCAACCGCCGCAGGACUGUACGAUUCUAUUGAGGCGGCGCAAAAGAUGAUGAGCAGUGGUUUCUCCACCGAAUACAAACCGUGUCCAAAGAGAGCAGUGAUAUACAACAUACUGUAUGAAUCCUACAAACGGCUUGGCUGUGCCACCCAAAAGGAAUUUGUUUCUUCUUUGUGA
This is a messenger RNA of Trypanosoma rangeli, 1686 nucleotides long. Its product is annotated as putative L-ribulokinase. Lineage: Eukaryota; Euglenozoa; Kinetoplastea; Trypanosomatida; Trypanosomatidae. The coding region runs from base 1 to 1686 and encodes 561 amino acids. The transcript has a single exon. Gene Ontology annotation, molecular function: ATP binding; ribulokinase activity. The record is from RefSeq and is a predicted model, not a curated record.